AUGGAAGUUUUGUAUGUCCUAUCUUGGAUUUGCAUCUUGGGUUUGGUUUUGUUUCAAGGAAAUGCAGAUCCUGUUGAAUAUAAGCAAGCAUUGCUUAAUUUUAUCAACAAGAUGCCCCAUUCUCGUGCUCUAAACUGGAAUCAGACUUCCCCAGUAUGCAACAACUGGACUGGAGUGACUUGCAAUGCUAGUGGCUCUCGGAUAAUAGCUGUUAGAUUGCCUGGAAUCAGAUUACACGGUCCAAUUCCGUCCAAUACCAUUAGUCAUCUCUCAGCUUUGCAGGUUUUAAGCCUUAGAUCCAAUGGUAUAAGUGGUCACUUCCCUUCUGAUUUCUUUAAUCUUAGAAACUUAUCUUUUCUUUAUCUUCAAUACAACAACUUGUCUGGACCACUGCCUGUGGAUUUCUCGGUUUGGAGGAAUCUAGCUAUUGUUAACCUGUCCAACAAUCGGUUCAACCAGAGUAUUCCUAGUUCGUUGUCAAAUUUGACUCACCUCCAGGCGUUGGAUCUUGCAAACAAUUCACUUUCUGGUGAAAUUCCUGACCUGAAUUUGCCUAGCUUGCAACAGAUAAACUUGUCCAACAAUAAACUCACCGGUAUUGUUCCGAAGUCACUUUUAAGGUUCCCUAGUUCGUUGUUUGAAGGUAACAACGUUUCUUUCGAAAGAAUCCCUCCUCAUCCGUCACAUUUUGGUGCACCCUAUGGCGAACCGUAUCCGACAUCUAAAAAGUCCAGGAGGCUUGGAGCAACUGUAUUGCUGGGAAUAAUAAUUGCUUGUUGCAUUCUAGCAAUUGUGGCGUUUGUGUUUUUCGUAAGCGUGGGCUGCUCAAGAAGAAAGAAUGAGGAUGUGUAUUCGCGGAAGUUGCAAGCCGGAGGGAUGUCACCGGAAAAAGCGGUCUCGAGGAGUCAGGAUGCAAAUAAUAGAUUGUUCUUUUUCGAGGGCUGUAAUUAUACAUUUGAUUUGGAGGACUUAUUGAGGGCUUCUGCUGAAGUACUAGGGAAGGGAACUUAUGGUAUUUCCUAUAAAGUAGUGCUAGAGGAUGCAACAACAGUGGUAGUGAAGAGGUUGAAGGAGGUUAGUGUGGGGAAGCGGGAGUUCGAGCAACAAAUGGAGGUUAUUGGAAGCAUUCGGCAUCUGAAUGUCAUCGAGCUGAAAGCAUAUUACUACUUAAAAGAUGAAAGGCUGAUGGUUUAUGAUUAUUACAGUCAGGGAAGCGUUUCUUCCAUCUUACACGGUAUGUAAAAAAGAGAGACUAGAACCCCUCUAGAUUGGGAUGCCAGAAUGAAAAUUGCAAUCGGGGCAGCUAGAAACAUUGCCUGCAUCCAUACAGAAAAUGGUGGCAAGUUUGUCCACGGCAACAUCAAGUCCUCCAACAUUUUCGUCAACUCCCAACAAUACGGCAGUGUAUCGGAUCUCGGACUAUCAACUAUAAUGGGUGCACUUGCCCCUCCCAUCUCCCGUGCUGCUGGUUACCGUGCCCCUGAAGUUACCGACACCAGAAAAGCUAUGCAACCUUCUUAUGUCUAUAGCUUUGGAGUGGUCUUACUUGAGCUCCUAACCGGAAAGUCCCCUAUCCAUACUACUGGUGGCGACGAGAUCAUCUACUUGGUCAGAUGGGUUCAUUCGGUAGUUCGAGAAGAGUGGACAUCUGAGGUUUUCGAUAUUGAACUGACGAGAUAUCCAAACAUAGAGGAAGAGAUGGUGGAGAUGUUACAAAUAGCAAUGACAUGUGUUGUGAGGAUGCCGGAUCAAAGACCGAAAAUAGCAGACUUAGUUAAAAUGAUAGAAAAUGUCCGAGCGAUCGAGUCCGAGAAUCGACCAUCUUCGGGAAACAGAUCUGAAAGUUAACCACCGGCAACAACGAUGGGGAAAGAAUCCCAUGUCUCACAAUGA
Messenger RNA from Gossypium arboreum, 1893 nucleotides. RefSeq names its product probable inactive receptor kinase At4g23740. Gene Ontology annotation, biological process: protein phosphorylation. Lineage: Eukaryota; Viridiplantae; Streptophyta; Magnoliopsida; Malvales; Malvaceae. Gene Ontology annotation, molecular function: protein binding; ATP binding; protein kinase activity. The record is from RefSeq and is a predicted model, not a curated record.